AUGGAGUCCGAAACUAUGGAGCAGGCGCAGGCCCGCCAUCGCAAGGAGCUGAAAGACCUUCAAGGCCGAAUUACGAAUAAAAAGAAGAGUGCAACGAAGAAAACGCGAAAAGGGGUCAACGACGAAUGCGCUGAGCUGGAAAGGACGCUCCAUGAGACGCAAGCCGCCGAGGUUUUGGCGCUGAGCGGGGAGGUCUCAACAGGCGAUGCAGCGGACGACGACGAGCUACCAGAGACCAGUGGCAACGACGAGGCACUAGCCAAGGAAGCAAACGACAAACUACAUAUUACUAUUGAAGCCGAGACAUCAAUAUCAGAUAGCAAACAGCAGCCCGGCAAGAAGCGCAACCGGCAAAAGGAGCGGCUGGCGCGCCGGGCGGCAGAGCAAGAAGCCGCCAUGACCAAGGCCGAGGAAGAGGCGUCUACCAUGACCAACCACCGCGCUAUUGAGAACGCCUACAUGAAGAAAAAGAUGGAAGCCGAAGGGCUUGUGGAGCAAGACAUUGCGCCGGACGGGCACUGCCUGUUUUCCGCCGUGGCCGACCAGCUGCAGACGCAGCUGUCAAUUCCUCUAAGCAAAACUGCGGACGAAGCAGAGAGGCCUGCGUAUAAAACGGUACGGCAAGCGGCGACAGACUUCAUGGAGGCGCACGGCGACGACUUUGCGCCUUUCGUAGAGGGAGACUUCGGGGCCUACUUGGCGCGGAUGCGGGACACGGCCGAGUGGGGGGGCGAGCCGGAGCUCAUGGCGCUGGCGCGAGCAUACGGCGUUGGAAUACGCGUAGUGCAGGACGGGAGGACCGAGGAGAUUGGUCAGGGGGAAAAACUGUUGUGGCUGGCGUAUUAUCGGCAUGGCUAUGGUCUUGGUGAGCAUUACAAUUCGUUGCGGCGGAAGUAA
Akanthomyces muscarius is the source of this 897-nucleotide messenger RNA. RefSeq lists its product as uncharacterized. Lineage: Eukaryota; Fungi; Ascomycota; Sordariomycetes; Hypocreales; Cordycipitaceae. The record is from RefSeq and is a predicted model, not a curated record. Gene Ontology annotation, biological process: protein deubiquitination. Gene Ontology annotation, molecular function: cysteine-type deubiquitinase activity. Bases 1 to 897 code for a protein of 298 amino acids. The transcript has a single exon.